AUGGUGGAACUGCCGGACCCCACCAUUGACCUGGACUGGACCGGUUAUGUCGGUUCAAUCCAGUCGCAUUUUGUCGAGAACGCAAAAAAAUAUCCAGACCGAGUAUGCGUGGUGGAAACGAAAUCGUCCGAAGGUCCUGAGAGGAGGUUCAACUACAGACAGAUCUACGAGGCAGCUAAUACUCUGGCUCACUACCUCCACGAUGCAGGAGUCACCAAUGGGGAUGUCGUUAUGAUCUGGGCCCACCGCUCUGUUGACUUGGUUGUGAGCAUCAUGGGCACUCUGAUGUCUGCCGCAACGAUGAGUAUCCUUGAUCCCGCCUACCCACCGGCAAGGCAGCAGAUAUAUCUGGAGGUUUCCCAGCCUUGCGCCUUGGUUAACAUUGCAAGGGCAACGGAUGAGGCUGGUCCUUUAGCCCCAAUUGUGCGAAAGUAUAUUGAUGAAGAGCUCAAACUGAAGGCUGAGGUCCCUUCCCUGCGUAUCCAUGACAAUGGCUUUUUGUCCGGGGGCGAGAUUGACGGCACAGAUAUCUUUGCCCAGGUCAGAGCGAAGGCUUCUUCACCUCCAGAUACUCUUGUGGGGCCUGACAGUAACCCCACGCUCUCCUUCACUUCUGGUAGUGAAGGAAAACCGAAAGGUGUACUCGGGCGUCAUUUCAGUUUGGCCAAGUACUUUGACUGGAUGGCCGAGAGAUUUGAACUUACUUCAGAGAGCAGAUUUACUCUCUUGUCCGGAAUUGCGCAUGAUCCUGUUCAACGAGAUAUUUUCACUCCCCUAUUUCUUGGUGCACAGUUAUUGGUUCCCUCCAAGGAGGAUAUCCAACAUGAGAGGCUUGCGGAAUGGAUGGCCGAACACAAGCCCACAGUUACUCAUUUAACACCGGCUAUGGGUCAGAUUCUUGUUGGAGGCGCAUCCGCCAAAUUUCCCUCCUUGGAUAGGGCGUUCUUUGUUGGCGACGUUUUGACUACGAGAGACUGUAGGAGUCUUAGGGAACUUGCCGUUAACGUCAACAUUGUUAACAUGUAUGGAACCACUGAAACUCAGCGAGCAGUAAGCUACUAUGAAAUACCCAGUCGCGCAAAGGAUCCCAAUUUCUUGGACAAACUCAAGGAUACUGUGCCAGCUGGGAAGGGAAUGAAGGAUGUACAGCUCUUAACCGUCAAUCGAGAAGAUCGAACCAAGUUAUGCAAGAUUGGAGAAGUGGGAGAGAUUUACGUCCGCGCUGCUGGCCUUGCUGAGGGUUACAAAGGGGAUAAGGCGUUGAACGACCAAAAGUUUCUGAUGAAUUGGUUUGUGGACAACGAGAAAUGGGUCGAAGCUGACAAGAAGAAUGACAAAGGUGAGCCGUGGAGGAAGUACUAUAAGGGACCUCGAGACAGACUUUAUCGGACUGGUGACCUUGGGAGAUACUUGGAGACAGGAGAUGUGGAAUGUACAGGUCGCGCAGAUGACCAGGUCAAGAUCCGAGGCUUCCGAAUCGAGCUCAAUGACAUUGACAAUAAUUUGCGCCAACACCCUUUAAUCAGAGACUGCAAGACUCUUGUCCGGAGAGAUAUAUAUGAGGAGCAAACGCUCGCUAGUUACAUUGUCCCGGAACUGAAGGAGUGGCCCCAAUGGCUCAAAAGUCGAGACCUCGAGGAUAUUGAGGAUGAAGGGACUGAUAUUGGCUCUGCAAUUAUCUAUUCCAAGCGCUUUAGGCGAAUGCAAACUGAAGUAAGGGAUCAUUUGAAAGGACGUUUACCCAGCUACGCGGUUCCGACAAUAUUUAUUUUCCUUAACAAGUUACCCCUUAAUCCGAAUGGGAAAGUCGAUAAGCAGAAACUCCCGUUACCUGAUAUUGUAGAACAGGCCGAGCCUGCUUCCUCUGAGGAUUUGAAGAGAUGGGAGUCGAUGUCUGAAACGGAGCGAACUGUUGCUACCAAGUGGGCUGGACUUAUUCGUGGACUUAACGCAAAGACCAUUAUCCCUGAGAACGACUUCUUCGAUCUUGGAGGCCACAGCAUCCUGGCCCAACAAAUGUUGCUAACCAUCCGCAAAGAGCUCGGGGUGAAUGUUUCAAUAAACACUUUUUACGAACAUCCAAACUUAGGAGGAUUUAGUGCCCAAGUUGAUAAACAACUCAGCUUAAAGAAUGGCGUCGUGGAAAGCGGUGGCGCCACGGAAGCAGAUAAGCAUUCCUCAUAUUCCCAGUCUCUAGACGAGCUUCUCAAGAAACUACCUGAUACAUACCAAACGGCUGAUCCAGAAAUCAUUCGCAACUCGCCACAUCUCACUGUCUUCCUUACUGGUGCGACUGGCUUCUUGGGCUCCUACAUUAUCAAGGACAUUAUGGAGAGAACCAGUCCUGCUAUCAAUCUCAUUGUCCACAUGAGAGGUGUAAAGGAUUUAAAAGCUGCACUCUAUCGACUUCGACGGUCCCUACAGGGCUACGGCCUAUGGCAAGAGGAGUGGGCAAGUCGACUGAGCUUCGUCGUCGGCGACUUGUCAAAACCGCAAUUCGGUAUUCACCAGCAAGCUUGGCAGAGGCUAGCCCAGGAAGUCGAUUUAGUGAUCCACAAUGGUGCUUUAGUCCAUUGGGUUCGGAGAUACAACGACAUGAUGGCCGCAAACGUCCUUUCAACACUCGACGCCAUGAGGCUUUGCAACGAAGGAAAACCGAAGAUUUUCACCUUUGUGAGUUCCACCAGUGUCCUUGACACUGACCACUAUGUCAAACUCUCAGAUCAGCGGCUGAGCACUGGCCGAGGUUCCAUAUCAGAAGAUGAUGAUCUGGAGGGCAGCCGAACCGGUCUUGGAACCGGCUACGGACAGACAAAGUGGGUGUCUGAGCAACUCGUCCGUGCAGCCAGUAAAAGGGGCCUGCUCGGUUCUGUGAUUCGACCCGGAUACAUCUUAGGUGAUACAGAGACAGGAGUCUGUAAUACCGAUGACUUCUUGAUCCGUAUGCUGAAAGGCUGUAUUCAAUUAUCAAGCCGACCACACAUCGUCAACACUGUAAAUUCUGUUCCGGUGAAACAUGUCGCCCGAGUGGUUGUGGCUGCGGGCCUCAACCCCCUCCCAGGCGGCGUACACGUCGUCCAUGUUACUGGUCACCCCCGCCUACGUAUGAACGAAUACCUCUCCUUCCUUGAAUUUUAUGGCUAUAAAGUCCUCGAAGUCGACUAUGACAUUUGGAAGGAUGAGCUCGAGAAAUAUGUGUCAGCUGGUGGUUCAGAAAAGGAUCAGGAACAACACGCCCUGAUGCCACUCUACCACUUCUGUGUUAACGAUCUACCAGCUACAACUCGAGCUCCCGAACUUGAUGACAGAAAUGCCGUCAAGAUCCUGAAGGCUGAUGCAGUGAACUGGACUGGGGUUGAUGAAAGUGCCGGUUAUGGCAUCACAAGGGAGGACGUGGGCAGAUACCUAAGCUACCUGGCAGAAAUCGGGUUCGUGAGUCGCCCAUCGGUCAAAGGGCGGCCACUACCUAAGGUCAAUAUCAGUGCAGCGCAGCUGGAAGCUGUGGGAGCUGUGGGUGGUCGUGGUAGUGUGCCAAAGUAA
Messenger RNA from Paracoccidioides brasiliensis Pb18, 3540 nucleotides. Its product is annotated as L-aminoadipate-semialdehyde dehydrogenase. The coding region runs from base 1 to 3540 and encodes 1179 amino acids. Gene Ontology annotation, molecular function: phosphopantetheine binding; L-aminoadipate-semialdehyde dehydrogenase [NAD(P)+] activity. The transcript is spliced from 2 exons. The record is from RefSeq and is a predicted model, not a curated record. Gene Ontology annotation, biological process: L-lysine biosynthetic process.